Messenger RNA from Acanthaster planci (crown-of-thorns starfish), 1050 nucleotides. RefSeq names its product adenosine receptor A3-like. Gene Ontology annotation, cellular component: plasma membrane. NCBI's taxonomy places the organism in Eukaryota, Metazoa, Echinodermata, Asteroidea, Valvatida, Acanthasteridae. The record is from RefSeq and is a predicted model, not a curated record. Gene Ontology annotation, biological process: G protein-coupled receptor signaling pathway. Gene Ontology annotation, molecular function: G protein-coupled receptor activity.
AUGAAGUCCAGCAGCACCGUCAACGGGCUCGACCGGUCACCCCCUCCCUGGUUCGAUACAGUCCGGGUUUCCAUGCUGUCCAUCACCCUUUUCCUCAUCCUCGCUGGUAACAUCUUCUGCUUCUUCGUCAUCCGGAGUUCCCCACAGUUGCGCAAGGUGAGCCGCAUAUUCAUCGUGUCGCUGGUUAUGGCGGACCUGUGCGCUGGAGCAUUCCCCGGUAGCUCCCUCCUUACCACGGCGGCCGCCGGACACCUGGUCCCCGCCGGCGUCGCGGAAGGGCUCUGUAAGGCCUAUUUCAUGGGCGGGAUUUUAUUCAACGGAGGGUCCUUCAUCUCUCUCUUUUGUCUGAUUUGUGACUGCUACAUUGCCAUCGAGAAGCCCCUUCGAUAUCCGUCCUUGUUGACGGCGAGACGGGCGUAUAACAUCAUCUGGUCCUGCUGGCUGUUGAUGAUCACUGUUACCGUGGCGUAUGGUGUGUAUUUUGGAACUCUACCGCACCACCAGCCAGACUGGCGAUGGUGCCUUGUAAGAGUCAGUUCUCUUAAAAAAGACCCUUAUAUCUUGGUACUGCUAGUCCACACCAGUGUGACCGUGGUAUUACCCUUAACAGUGACGUUUGCCUUGUGCGUAAGGAUCCGGCUGAUUGUUCACAAGCAUGAGAUACGCCUAGCCCGCUUCACUCCACCCGGUCACCCUUGUCGCCACCGUUCCAGCGAUACCACGUCGCUGACAACUUUCCUGAUGGUGAACUGUGGGGCUGCGUUAACUUCUCUACCCCUGAGCGUGCUCCUGGCCUAUUCUUACUGGACGGGUGAUUUCUCUAUGUAUGGCAUCAGUACAGCCAUGAUAGUCCGGUCUUGUAGCAACCUACUGAAUGUGCUUGCCCACACCAGACGGAACGGGGAGUUCCGAGCAGCCGCUGCACGCAUUCUGAGGCUACGCCAGGGCAGAAACUCUCACAGGAAUCCAGCUGCAUCACGGGUAACCAACACACAGCUGACUUGCUUGGCUCCUUCAACAGGUGGCGGGGUUAUAACGCACAAACGUUGA